GUGUCUCUUUUACAACUCGGCAGCAGGGUGUCUGAAGGGCGACUCGUGCAAGUACUGCCAUCAUACAGCGACUGCGCAGGAGACAGUUCUCUCGGCGCGACGGCCACGCAAUAAGCGGAGAAAGAAUCUUCGACAGGCCAUUUGGCAGUUGCUUCAACAGGUGGAUAUUGAGACACAGACCCCUCAGGAGGUAGUAGACCAGUUGCAGCAGGAGGCUCAUCGAACAGAAUAUGCGCGUUGGGUAUGUCGAUGUGGUGUAGCAUACUUAGUGAGUGUCCGCGGCUUCGGUGGCGGUCGUGGGGGAGAUGGAGCAGCCAGGUGCACGGCCCAGCACUGCUUUUCAUUGUAA
Molecule: messenger RNA, 349 nt
Organism: Cladocopium goreaui
Lineage: Eukaryota; Dinophyceae; Suessiales; Symbiodiniaceae
Source: the annotation of a GenBank genome assembly